AAUUUAUAUAAAGCUAUAUAAUGCUAUAAAAAUUUCUAAAAGUAUAUAUAUGUUUCGUUUUCAGAUGUCGAAAAUCAAUAACCUUGAGUAUGCUGCCCUUAAUCUCUCUGGAGACAAUUAUCUCCAAUGGGCAUUGGAUACAGAGAUCAUCCUAAAGUCUAAAGGUCUCGGUGAAUGUAUUACCGAGAAAAACAAGGCUGAUGAAAAGGAUCAAUAUAAGGCAAUAUUAAUUAUUCGCCAUCACCUGAUUGAGGGUCUCAAAGAUCAGUACUUAACCAUUCGAAAUCCUCUAGACCUUUGGAAUGAGUUGAAACAAAGAUAUGAUCACCAAAAGACGGUGCUAUUACCAAAGGCUAGAUACGAAUGGAAAAACCUCAGGAUCCAAGACUUUAAGUCUGUGGAUCAAUACAACUCAGCAAUGUUUAAGAUCGUUUCUAAACUUAAACUAUGUGGUGAGGAUAUAACGGAGGAAGAUAUGCUUGAAAAGACUUUCUCCACCUUCCACACAAGUAAUGUGUUGCUACAGCAACAGUACCGUGCAAAAGAAUUCAAGACUUAUGCGAGCUUGAUUUCAUGCUUAUUACUUGCUGAGCAAAACAAUGAGUUACUGAUGAUAAAUAGUGAGAUAAGACCUCCAGGUGCCACACCUUUACCAGAAGCUCAUGCGGCUACUGAAGCUGACACAGAGGCUAACCACGUCCAAUCCCACAGCCACAGGCGUGGAAGAUACAAUGGACGGGGCCGCGGUCGUCAUAACUCAGGCCGUGGUCGAGGCAACCAGUCUGGUCGAGACCAGAACCAGGGACGCUUGUCCGGACGAGGUCAUGGUCGAGGGCGCGGAUCAUCAUUCAAACCGCAGCACACAAACUCGACCAAAUCCGUAUGCCAUCGGUGUGGAAUGAGUAACCAUUGGGCAAAGACUUGUAGGACUCCCAAGCAUCUAGUUGAGCUAUACCAAGAAAGUAUGAAAGGGAAGAAUCCUGAAGCUCAUAUGGUGAUCCAAGAUAAUGAAAAUGAUUUCGAUCAUGAAAAAGAUGAUCUCAUGGAUUAUGAAACAUCUGAUGUUCUAAAGGAUUGA
This is a messenger RNA of Raphanus sativus (radish), 1078 nucleotides long. RefSeq lists its product as uncharacterized. The record is from RefSeq and is a predicted model, not a curated record. Lineage: Eukaryota; Viridiplantae; Streptophyta; Magnoliopsida; Brassicales; Brassicaceae. The transcript has a single exon. The coding region runs from base 50 to 1078 and encodes 342 amino acids.